Molecule: messenger RNA, 864 nt
Organism: Rangifer tarandus platyrhynchus (Svalbard reindeer)
Lineage: Eukaryota; Metazoa; Chordata; Mammalia; Artiodactyla; Cervidae
Source: the annotation of a GenBank genome assembly
AUGGGAGGUGCGGCAGAGAAGUGGAGACCCGGCCGGGGGCGGCGUCCCGGCUGGGGCACACACGCGGGCGGGGUCGACGGGGGCGCGAGCUGCGGCCGGGGCCCGGGUGGCAGCGGGGGCCCGGGCAGCGGCGGGCGGGCAGCAGCCGCAGCACCCAGCGCACCGCCCGGCACCUCCGGGCUGGGACUCCGGCUGCGCGACCCGGACGCUUCCAGGAGCAGCCUCCGCCUCUGCAGGAGCAGCUCCUGGCGCCGUUGCCGCCGCCGCUGCAGCAGCUGCUGCCACAACCCCCGCCCCGGGCCCGGGCGCCGCCAGCCGCGGACCCGCCCCCGGCCGCAGCUCCACCCCCGCGGGGGCGUGGCGCGGCCUCGGCGAGCCAGGCGCGCGGGCCGCCAACGCGGCCACAGCAGCCAGGCGCGCGCUGGGAGCUCGCGGCCGCACCGGCGCCACCCCCGCGCCGCCGCCGCCGCUGCCGACUCGGCGCUCACUUUAAUACCGCGCGGAGCCCCGGCGCCCGGGGGCGCCUCGCUCCCCACCCCCUCCCCAUCCCAUUGGGGCUCUUGGCCUGGGAGACCUCCGCCCCGACGACCCUGCUUUGUGUGGUGGCCCCGUCACCACCGCUGCCCCGGCACGUCACAAAUCCGGGGAGAGGCCGGCCGGCCGGUAGCUCCCAACUCGGAGAAGGAGCCUCCCUGGGGAGCCACCGGCAGCCUCCCGGUUCCCGCCCUGCUGGGCCGCGCGACUCUUGCGCGCCAUCCCCGGGGCUCUCGGGAGAACCUGCUAGUUCCGAGACCCGCGACUCUCGGGAUGCCUCCCCUGCGAAAGAUUUGCCUUGGAAAGUCUUUGACAAUGGCUUUCAGCUGA